This is a messenger RNA of Telopea speciosissima, 2155 nucleotides long. RefSeq names its product protein decapping 5. Bases 245 to 1894 code for a protein of 549 amino acids. The transcript has 7 exons. Gene Ontology annotation, molecular function: mRNA binding. NCBI's taxonomy places the organism in Eukaryota, Viridiplantae, Streptophyta, Magnoliopsida, Proteales, Proteaceae. Gene Ontology annotation, biological process: P-body assembly; cytoplasmic stress granule assembly. The record is from RefSeq and is a predicted model, not a curated record. Gene Ontology annotation, cellular component: P-body.
CAAAAGGACCCGCACAACUGCGGUAUAUGUAGUAACUAGGUCCACUGCACACGCUAAGCAUCCACAAGACCGGUAGGCCACCACACAAUUAUACAAGUACGUCAUACUCUUCCCUGGAAUCCAACCGGAACUUCACAGUAAGGCUAACACUUGAGGUGGUGGAAGAGCGAGCGGGACUCUGCAACCGAAACUGAAGUGGUCGAGAAAACCCUAGCAGUCGAAGAAGAAAUCGGAUCGUACGUCAAUGGCGGAGUCCGGCAAAUCUGCUAGUCCGGCCGAUUCUUAUAUCGGUAGUCUCAUCAGUUUGACGUCCAAGUAUGAGAUUCGCUACGAGGGCGUUCUUUACAGCAUCGACACUAAAGAAUCCACAAUCGGAUUGCAGAAUGUCAGGUCUUUUGGAACUGAGGGGCGAAAGAAAGAUGGCCCUCAGAUUCCCCCAAGUGAUAAAGUGUAUGAGUACAUUCUGUUUCGUGGCAGUGACAUCAAGGAUUUGCAAGUUAAAUCAUCUCCGCCUGUUCAUGCAGAACAGCAUAUACAAAAUGAUACUGCUAUUAUUCAGUCACACUAUGCCUCUGGACCUUCUGGUUCUUCAAACUCAGCUUCUGUUGGUGGUGGGACUUUGACAGAUUUAAGCUCCCAUGGAGAAUCAACUGCUUUGGCCCGAGAAGCCUAUCCUGGUGCUUUCCCUUUGUAUCAACCAGGAGCCCACUGGGGUUCUUCUCCUGCUACUCAAAACAGCAAUGAGGCAUCUCUUUCUAUGCCAUUGUACUGGCAAGGGUAUUAUGGAUCUUCAGGUGGUCUUCCUCAGGCUCAACAGCAAUCUAUGCCUUUUCAGCCUCCUUCUACCAUUUCUGUUCCAUUGACGCUGCAGAAUCAGCUGCUGUAUUCUGAAGUUCAGGAAUCUUUAAGUACUAGCAUGACAAACUUAUCAGAACCUGUUGCUCCUGUACCUUCAAAUGUUCCUACAGCUAAUUCUGUUCCUUCAAAAUUUUCACCCUCUCUUAAUCCAGCUAUUUCUACUUCGUUUAGUGAUGUACCAGCUUCUAUGUUCAUUAAGGCAUCUGUGCCUACUCAUUCUUCUUCUAAUUUAUUAACUGUAUCUUCACUUCCUUUAUCUAGUCAAUAUGUAAAUCCUAUUGCAGCUUCAGUUUCUGGUAAAGGUGGGUCUGCCCCAUUGUCAGUCCUUCCUGUUCAGUCCUUGUCUUAUUCUUCACCUUCCAUUGCUGGUUCUAUUUCAGGUUCUUUAUUAACAAAACCUCCGACUCUGUUAACUCCGGACCAGUUGACACAGCCUGGACCACCAGCAUCUUCAUCUAUCCAGAUACCAUACUCUGAUCAGAAAAAUGUGGAUGGUCUGAUGGCAGAAUCAUCAACAACUUCAUCCUCAGUUUCUACACCACUUCAAGUGCCAUUAUUGCCUCUGCCUCUCUCUUCACAGCAGUCUCAUCAGUCUCUGACAGAUUUCGGUGAAGAAUUUGACUUUAUAGCAAUGAAUGAGAAGUUUAGGAAGGAUGAAGUGUGGGGCUACCUUGGAAAGGCAAAAGAAAGGCAUGAAGAAGAAGGAACAGAGGACAGUCCUUCUAAUCAAUAUGCAGAAGAUGGGCACGGUGACAACGAGGUUUCAAAGUCAACUGUUAAACCUGUAUAUAACAAGGAUGACUUCUUCGACACACUUUCUUGUAAUUCACUAACCCGUGCAGCAAGGAAUGGACGGACCAAGUUCUCUGAGCGAAUGAAGCUUGAUACCGAGACUUUUGGCGAUUUCCAGCAGAGGCCUUAUUUGGGUCGUGGUGGCCGUGGAAUUGGACGUGCUGGGAAUUACAGGGGCUCUUACUAUAACUGGGGAAGGGGAUAUGGAUAUGGUCCUAGGGGGCGCGGUCAUUUGCCCAUUUAGCACAAUUUGAAUUUCCAUUUGUUCCAGAGGUGCACACAAGCCACACCUGUCUUUGUUUAAAAUUCCUCGGGUGUUUGGAGCUUCUAUCAAGUUGAAACUUUAGCUAUUUUGAGUUACAGGUAAGGGAAGGCCCAUCAUUUUUUUGGUUAUGGGCUGGUCAUUUCCAUGUGCUGAUGGGCAGUUCAGAUCACAGUAUGCUUAAUGCUUAUGGAAAUCAUCUUCAGGGAGUGACAUGUUUUGUCUGCCUUUUAUUUUUGUCUU